Schistocerca piceifrons (Central American locust) is the source of this 2992-nucleotide messenger RNA. RefSeq names its product zinc finger protein 239-like. The record is from RefSeq and is a predicted model, not a curated record. Bases 535 to 1587 code for a protein of 350 amino acids. The transcript is spliced from 7 exons. Gene Ontology annotation, cellular component: nucleus. NCBI's taxonomy places the organism in Eukaryota, Metazoa, Arthropoda, Insecta, Orthoptera, Acrididae.
AGUGCUUUGUACUGAUGUUGUUUUGAGUUACGAGUAAACAUUGUUAUGAGAAGCCGAGAAGGUGAAUGUUGAAAGAAAGUAUCUAAACCUGAUACUCGGAACAUCAAGCAUUGGAAAUGGAGACAACAUCGCAACUACAGAAAAGUUCCGUAUGUGGCGUGACUACCAUCAAGCAAGAGCCAGUGGAAACUGAUGCAGUCGACACUCCUGAAUUUGAAUUUGUAUUCAUUGAGGAAGAAAUUCUGGAAUGUUCACCUUCAGAAGAUCUUUAGGGAACUAAUACAUUGGAUGCUGAGGGAAAGAAGGAUGAAGAAGAUGAGGAGGCAGCAGUGAGCAAAUAUGACGCAAUGUUCUUACAGGCCCGGACGCAUUCAACUCCCUAAUGAAGCUACUGGAGUGGGAACAUGUGAAGUUCGCCGUGUGUUUGGCGGACGCGAGGCAACGAACGAACGGCAGCCAGUGUCAAGCUCCACCCACGUGGUUCGCGGCUAGCGAAGUCAUACUGUCCGAUCCUGUCUGGUCCUCAAAUUUGAAAUGGAGUCAAUAAGUUGUGGCAGUGAAUCUGAAAGUUUUCACCCUGAUGACAUGGAGGAUGGCAGCAGUAUUAAUAUCAGUGGCAGUUUAAUUGCCAGAGUUGGACUAACUGCAGGAACAGACCACAACGUACCAUGCACCUCCAACCGGGAAGCCUCCUGUGGUAAUAAAAGAGAUGAGAUGCUGCAUUCUUGCAGUGUGUGCCACAAAAUAUUCUCAAGGAGUGACAGCUUGAAGAGGCAUUCCCGUCUGCAUGAGCACCCAUACAGCUGUGACAUUUGCAGAAAAACAUUCAAGAACAGAAACAACUUGAAGAUCCAUUCCUGUCUACACAGUGCAGAACUCCCUUACAGUUGUUGUGUUUGCAACAUGACAUUUCACAACAGCAGCAACCUGAGAAGGCAUGUGUUGCUGCAUACAGGUGAAUGUCCACAUAGUUGUAGUGUGUGUCAUAAGGGCUUCACAAACAGUAGUGACCUGAAGAAUCAUUCACAUCUGCACACGGGUGUGCGUCCAUAUAGUUGUGGUGUGUGUCAGAAGGGAUUCAUGAACAGCGGCGACCUGGAGAAUCAUUCUCGUCUCCACACAGAUGAACAUCCAUACAGCUGUGACUUUUGCAGCAGGACUUUCAUAUAUGCUAACACGCUAAGGCAUUUGCUGCAGCACAUUGAUGAACACCCGUAUAGUUGUGAUAUUUGCAACAAGACAUUUACAGAAAGUGGCACCCUGAAGAGGCAUGUGCUGCUGCAUACAGGUGAACGUCCACAUAGUUGUAGUGUGUGUCAUAAAGGCUUAACAAACAGUAGUGACCUGAAGAAUCAUUCACAUCUGCACAUGGGUGAACGUCCAUAUAGUUGUGAUGUGUGUCAGAAGAGAUUUAAGACCAGCAGCAACCUGAGGGAUCAUUCAUAUAUGCACGCAAAUGAACGUCUGUACAUCUGUGAUGACUGUGGCAAGUCAUUUAGGAGUCAGAUCCACUUGAAGAAUCACUCACAAGUGCACAUUGGUGAACGUCCAUACAUCUGUUGUGUCUGUCACAAGACAUUUACAUGAAGUACCAGCCUCAAGCUCCACUCACGGAGGCACACAGAUGACAGCCCAUUCAGCUGCAGCGUCUGCCAUAAGAAAUUUACACGGAAUUCUACCCUGAUGCGGCACAUUUGUGUCCACACUGGAGAAUGCCCAUUUGGCUGUGAUGUGUGUCAGAAGAGGUUUAAGAGCAAACAUAGCCUUAAUAACCACAUGGAAUCCCAUGUAUAGUACACAUUUUAUUACUGUCUACAUUGUACAAGGUAAUCUGUGCAAGAGCGCGGACAAAAAGUGUCCAUAGAUGCUACAUGUAAGGGUAGUCAAAUGAAAACGACACAAACUACAGGAAACUCGGUCGGGAAAUAUAGGAACAAAUAUGCAAGACUUCAGUAACUACAAUCCUUGAAGCUCAUCUGAGCAAAACUGAGAAAGUGACCUGAAUGAAAGUACACUAUUCCUGAUUGUGCAAAAUCCCCUAGAAGGAGAUACGUGGCUAACAUGGGGACCAUCAGAAAUUUAAGUAACGGUUUUCGAUGGGUCUUGGAUAUGUUGUAGUAGAGGGACAUGCCCUGAGUAUGAGGCUAUCCGCUUUUUUAGUGACGAGCCUUGGUUUUCAAGAAAAUUGAUUCUGAAGUUCACUGCGCACUGUAAUACGCGUAACGUUAGACAUGUUCCAGCCAAGUGAGCAUGGCGCAGCAGUUAAGGUCUACAGCUACCACGCUGGAUAUACCGUGUUCAGGUCCUUUCCAUAUUUUUGCUUUUUUUAAAAUCAGAAUAGUCCAACAUUUUUCAAUUUCAUUUUACAGAAUAUCAAAAAACAGUGUAAAUUCUCUGAAAUGCUCUCUCUCUAGCCAGAAGUGUUGUAUGCUUAUUAGUUAUAAUUCCAGUCCUUAUUGAGGACUCCUUUGUUAGAAGUACACAUGGCCCUCUUUGUGUGUUUAUGGCUUACGGCUUUUGACUUGUUAUGCAUAGCUGCCUAUCAGCCAGGCUUCGGCCAGCCUGCUUUCAGGUCUGUGGCUCCUCUUACCAUGCCUCAAGACCUUACCAUUGUCUCUUUUGUUAUUACAGUUGCCCUGUCAUUGACAAUGCAUUUCAUACUUGGCUUUUCUCAUAGAUCUAACAUAGUACUAAAAGUCCAGGCUGGGGUGUGAGCUGCACAGAUGUCCCUCCUGGGCGGCUGUCUGAACCGAAAUGUCUUCUGGAUGAUGACGCUUCCACCUUUAUAUUGUGCAGUAGGCCACAUUGCCCCUUCCACAUUACUGCUUUCAGCCACUAUCCUGCGGAGUCUCUUGUGUGAACAUAUACAGUCACUGCCAAUGCACUGCUGCAUCCUGUGCCCUCUCCAUGUGAAGUCACGUGAUACCUCAUGAGUAGAGGCACCUGUUUGUGGCGAACAUUUUUGCCCGAUUUCGUCAUUUUUAAAAAGUUA